Molecule: messenger RNA, 12642 nt
Organism: Closterium sp. NIES-65
Lineage: Eukaryota; Viridiplantae; Streptophyta; Zygnematophyceae; Desmidiales; Closteriaceae
Source: the annotation of a GenBank genome assembly
AUGAAAGAAGUCCUUCCCAGAAGCUUCCCGGAUGGGAGCGACGGGGAGGGGGAGCUGUGGAGGAAAGGGGAUGGCCUGAGAAAGGGUUUUAGAAGGGUGGGUCGGCGGCUUAUUCGGGCUGUGAAGAAACGACCUGUGCUCAUGAGACGGCUGGCAGCUGUGAUAAUCAUAUACAUCCUCGUUGCAGCCUGCAUGCUCCUCACGUGGUCGCUCAUGCGCUCCUAUGCCACGUCAGCCCUCACCCACGUGGGCCGCAGCACACGGGCGCAACUGGUGCAGGGCGCAUCUGCAGGGAUGGGCGCAGCCCUUGCCACUGCACCCUCCUCCUCUGAUGCCCGGCCAGCACCUACACUUGAAGGAACCUUCGUCUCCUUCUCAGGAACCUUCCCUGGAGAAGACUCAUUGGGACACUUGCACACACACAUGCUCCUCGCUAGAAUCACCAAUUACACUCUUCUCUACACUGUCACUCCUUCACAACCCACCGACCCCAGCCUAUCCAACGCUGCCACGUCAGCCAGCCAUGUCGCAUCCGCUGCAGCACAGUACCUCGCUUCUGCAGUCUCCCCCUCCCAGCUCCUCUCCGCCUGCUUCUUCUCCCCUGACCGUGUCCCCUUGGGGAACUCCAUAAACCCUAAUCACCUCGGGAACUCCGUGAGCCUGGGAAGCCUCCUUGGGGGUACUGGGGGCGGCCAGACUACUCUAGAAACUUCCGCCCAGGCCACCACUGGGGGUACCGAACAGCUGUACUACGUGGACGCAUGCCCUGUCAGUGUCAACGCCUCUGCCUCUAGCCUACAGGGGCCAGUGCAGCAGCAGCAGCAACAGGGUGAUACGCUGGUGUUGAUUUCCAUAGUGCCGUCGGCUCUUAUCCUUGCGCCCUUGGAUUCCGGCAGUGACACUGUCAGGGCGCUCUGCAUCGCCCUGCCACUGGUCAUCCUUGUUAUAGGCUUGCUGCUCGUCUGCAUGAACGGAUCCACGGACCUGGCUCGAACCGGGCAGACGCUGCGGCAGGAGCUGGUGCGGCAGCUGGUGGAGAAGCACAGGGUGGAGCAGCGCAGCAACCACAAGAGCCAGUUCCUCGCCAACAUGAGUCACGAGCUGCGCACGCCACUGGCGGGCAUCAUCGGGCUGUUAGACCUGUUGGCGUGCGACGCGCUCACCCCGGAGCAGGAGGCCAUGGUGCUGCAGAUCAAGUGCUCUCCUCCUCUACUCCUCCCCCCCUCCCCUCCUCCCCCUCUCCCCUCCUCCCCUCCUCCCCUCUUCCCCUCCUCCAUACAGUCACGAGCUGCGCACGCCACUGGCGGGCAUCAUCGGGCUGCGAGUUCGAGGCGCCUCAAAAAGCGCUGUGCCUCGGGCCUGCUAGACCUCAUCAACAACGUCCUUGACAUCUCCAAGGUGGAGGUGGGCGCGCUAGAGCUCACAUUAGCGCCCUUCAGUAUAAUCACGGAGAUGGAGACACUAUUGGACAUGUUUGCAGUGCACUGCAUCGGCAGCGGGGUUGACCUCUCUAUGGAUCUACUAGACGACCUCCCGGUAAUGGUGCUGGGGAGGUGCUCUGCAACCUGCUUUCCAGCAGAAUCAUGCCAGUCGCUCCCUCCCUGCUCGUUCCCUUCCAUUUCUUUUCAGGUGGAGGUGGGGGCGUUGGAGCUCACAUUAGCGCCCUUCAGUAUAGUCACGGAGAUGGAGACAUUACUGGACAUGUUUGCAGUGCACUGCAUCGGCAGCGGGGUGGACCUCUCAAUGGAUCUAGCAGAUGACCUCCCAGACAUGGUGCUGGGGGAUGCAAUGCGGUUCCGCCAGGUUCUCAGCAACCUGCUGUCCAAUAGCGUGAAGUUCACGGAGCAGGGGUAUAUUCACGUGCGCGCGUGGGUCGUGCACACUCCCAACACGUUUGCCAUGUCGCGAACAGCUGUGGAGAGCGGUGCAGACAUCUACUCCUCGCGAACAGCUGUGGAGAGCGGUGCAGACAUCUACUCCGUGCGGAUGAGCGCUCUCAGCGCCCUUCUCCCCCACAAGCAGCACCCACCUGCUGCCGCGCCUGCUCCCUCUGCUCUCGCUUCUGUUGCUUCUGCUGGCAGUGCUGUCGGCAGUGCUGCUGGUAGUGUUGUUGGGAAUUCUGCUUCUGCUGCUGGUACUGCUAGUGCUGCUGCUGGGGCCGCUCGUUGCCACAGCAGGUACAGCUUACAGGCAACAAGGGAAAACGCAUUGGUAGGGAAAGCGGAGGAGCAGGAGGAGCGCGAAGAGGAUGGGGUUGAGGAUGGGGAGGAGGAGGAGGUGGAGGAGGAGGAGGAGGAUGAAGAGAGCCUGAGGGGCCACAGGGGAAACCCGCACGGCUGUGCUCCUAUGAUGGCAGCGGCAGGGUGCCUACCAGUAGGGGCAGUAACAGGAGGCUGGGAACGAGCAGAACUAGGGGGAGGAGCAGGCGGAGGUGCAUUCACAGGAGCACGGGUAGGGAGGAGCGGGGGAGCGAGAGGGAGGGGCGAGGGAGUGCGAGGAGCCUUGGCCUGCACAGGUGGGUUUCCCUGUGCAGGCGGGCUGUCCUCCUCACCCUCAUUCAACCGCUCUUCUAGUCUCAGGGAGCAGAGCAGCCCACUGUUAGGAACCCGGGAGGGGGGAGUGAGGACUUACAGUACCCGUAGAGCCCCAGGAGAGGUCAUGAGAGUGCUGUGCGUGGGAGGGGUUGCAGAUACCGCAGCUGAAUCGGACACAGAGGGGAGUGAGCUUGUGGAUAUAGUGAUUGAGGAGGGGGGGAGGUUGGGGUGGGGCGAAGGAGUGGGGAGGGAGGCUGGAGGCCAAACAGAUGGGAUGGCCUGUAGUGGGAUGGGUCCAGGGUCAGCUGGGGAAGGUGUAGCUGAGGAUGCUGCAGAGGAAGGGGAGGGUGUACCUGGUGACAAUCCACCUGAGGAGCGCCCACCUGGGGAGCGCCCACCUACGGGUGAGGAGGACCCACCUGAGGAGGUUCCACCUGGGGGAGAGGAGGUUCCACCUGGGGAAGGCCCAGCAGUCGAGCCUGCCACAGACGACCGAGUGCUGAUAAUCUUUGAGGUGGAUGACACGGGGUGUGGUAUACCACCGGAGAAGCGCGAGGCGGUGUUUGAGAGCUUCUCGCAGGUGGACGAGUCGGCCUCGCGCGUGCAUGCGGGGUCGGGGCUGGGGCUGAACAUAGUGAAGGGGCUGGUGGAGCUCAUGGGCGGCCAUGUGGCAGUUGCUGAUAAGGAAGGUCCUGGUGCCCUCAUCCGCUUCUCCCUCAUGCUGCCCCGUGUGCCCCCUCCUGCUCCUCGUUCUGCUGCUGCUGUUUCUGCUGCUGACGGUGGCGGCGGUGCUCGCAUGGACGACCCAGACGUAUCGGUGUCUUUCAUUCCAAGGUUUGGUGAAGGCCCGUCGGAUAACCCAUGGGGGGAGCUGGCUCCCUCCCCUCCCCAACCAGCCCCUCCUGCUCUCAACCACAGCGAGGUUCAGGUGGUGCUGGCGAUGGAGGGGUGUCCAGGCAGGGCCACAGCAGUUCAGAUGGUGCUGGCAAUGGAGGAGUGUCCAGGCAGGGCCACAGCCACCAAGUGGCUGGAGGGCAAGAGAAUUGCAGUUCAGAUGGUGCUGGCAAUGGAGGAGUGUCCAGGCAGGGCCACAGCCACCAAAUGGCUGGAGGGCAAGAGAAUUGCAGUGAGGGAAGUGGGGGCAUGGGAGACCAUCAAAACCGCACUGGACCACGCCAUUCACACCUCCCUGCUGCGCCGCCGAACCGCUGCCCUCACUGCUGCUGCCGCCACCAUCGGCCACGGGAAAGGUGCAAGGGGAGACAGAGGGAUUCAGAGCGGUGCAGAGGGGUGUGGAGAGGCAGGGAAUGGUUCUCAGAGAAGGGGCGGGGCGUUUGUGUCGUCUGAGGCGCGGAGGGGGUCGUUCACUGCGCCAAUAGUGCUUGCAGGGCGUGUGGGGCCCUCCCUGGGUCCUACUGCUGCUGCUGCUACUGCUGCCGCCGCUGCUGCUGAUAGAGGCAACACUGUAGACGCUUCUUCUGCUGCUGUUAGUGUGGGGAGGCACGAGGGAGGGCGGGAGGGAGAGAGGGGAGGAAGCAGGCGGUGGCUGCCAUCCCGUCUGGCCCCCUUCGACUCGGCUCAAAGGCCUUCCCAGGGGUUGCUUGCAAAGAUGGAGCUCUCAUCGAUGCUGCCGUCUUCUCUCGCUGCUCUGGCUGGCCUUGGGCACUCGUCCCACCACACGUUCUCCUCCCACCACAUUCAGCCAGGUCAAACAAGUCAAUCAAGUCAACAGCAGAGAGCAGCAGCUCAAGAGGCCCCAGCAGUUCUCACCCACAGAGCGAACACCUGGGAAGGGGACAUGGAGAGGGAGGGCCGGGAUGGGGAGAAGGGGAAGGACCGGAAGAGUGUUGGGGAGGAGGAAGCAGAGGGGGAGAGGGAGAAAGAGGGGGAGAGAGAGGAGGCGGAGUGGGGAGAGGAGAGGGACACAGCCACAGCAGCCACAGACAAACAAGCAGAUGCAGAUGCAGAUGCAGAUGCAGAUGCAGACGCAGACGCAGACGCAGACGCUGACAAAGAUGGAAUCAAGCUUGCCGACCGCAGCUACCCUAUUCUGGCAAUCAUCGACAUCAUGCUGCUUCCAGGAAGCCGCGGGCUUUGCAACGCGUUGAUAGACCCAGCAGAGCAGGACCCGUUAGCAGUGGGGGCGAGUGCUGCCAGUCACCUGCCCCGCUUUGACGUGCACGGGGAAGGGGGUCUCAGUAGCCCUGCUGCUCGCCCUUUCAUGGUCCCGCCUGAGCUGGAGAGGCUGUGUGCUGAUCUGAACGCCAUCCGCACGCAGACACCGCAGAUGGCAGACUUACUCGUUGUGGCGUGGCUAGUCCCUCCAGGGGUGGACCCUCGCCUGUGUCGCUUCCUACACCAGCACCACCACUCGCUCAUCAACACACGCUCAUCACCACUCGCUCAUCACCACUCGCUCAUCACCACUCGCUCAUCACCACUCGCUCAUCACCACUCGCUCAUCACCACUCGCUCAUCACCACUCGCUCAUCACCACUCGCUCAUCACCACGCACCCCUUGCACGCCUCGCGCCUCACACACAUCCCUGUCCCUUGUCGUGGCGUGGCUAGUCCCUCCAGGGGUGGACCCUCGCCUGUGUCGCUUCCUACACCAGCAGCACCACUCGCUCAGCACCACCCGCCCCCUGCAUGCCUCGCGCCUCACACACAUCCAAGAGCCCCUGGUGCCCCGCUUGCCCCUUUUGCCCCUUAUGUGCCGUUUGAACCUCAACCCCCCUCACAGAUGGCAGAGUCUCUUGUCGUGGCGUGGCUAGUCCCUCCAGGCGUGGACCCUCGCCUGCGCCGCUACCUACACCAGCAGCACCACUCGCUCGUCACCACACGCCCCCUGCACGCCUCGCGCCUCACCCACAUCCUCUCCUGCUUCGCCCACGCCCUCAACGGAGAGCCCAUGGGCGGGGGCUCGUCUCGAAACUCGUUUGCCAUGCAGGCCCCACCCGCUGCGGAGGUGCCUGCUGCAUCGGCUGCUGCAGCAUCUCCCGAGAUGAUUCACCAGCACCACCACCAGCAGGAGCAGCAGCAGCAGCAGCAGUCACACUCCCCUGGCCAUAUCGCCAAUCACACAUCUCUGCUCACAUCCAUAUCCCCAGUUGGCCUUCCUCAGACUGCUGCUGCUGCCGUGGCUGCAACCUCAGGCUCCAAGGGGCCUGAAGAGUUUGCUACAGUCCCUGUAGCAGCGGUAGCAGGCGUGGAGGGAGAAGGAGUGGGAGAUGUGGGAGUAGCAGGAGUACCAGAAGGAGCAGGGGGAGUGGGAGGAACAGGAGGAGUGGAUGAAGCUGUAGGUUUGGGAAGAACAGGAGGAGCAGAGUCAGGAGCAGGAGGAGCAACAGGAGCAGGAAGCCUCGCAGAGGCAUGUGGUGGUGGUGGUAGUGCUACUGCUAGUAUUGCGGCUGCUGGUGUGGGUUCACGCGCUUUCUGGGGUGGGUUUGGCAGCUUCAGCGAUGGCGCUAUGGGUGCUGCUGCUGCAGGAAGUGCCCUUCCGGCUGAUGAAGAGCAUGAGUUUCAAUCCUAUGACCUUACUGCACCAGAAAACGCCUUCCCCACGCUUCUGCCCGUCCCUGAAAUGCCUGGCCCAGAAAUGCAUGCCCUAGCAGUGCCUGCACCAGCAGUGCCCGCCCUAGCAGUGCCUGUGGCAGAGUCUUUGUCCCUUUCUACACCCACAGCGUCCGCUGCUGUGGACGUCCCUCCGUCGCUCAACUCUGUGUGGGAGAGCAUCACACGCAGCACCAGGCUCCAAUCUGUUGCUGCUGCCGCCGCUGGUGCUGCAGCUGUUGCCACUGCUGCCACUACUGCUGCUACUACUGUUGAUGCUGGUGGCACAGUGGGAAAAUCAGUAGCAGCGGGGGCAGAAGCAAGAGCAGCAGGUGUGGGGGGUGAGGAGAUAAUGGAGGAGGAAGAGGAUGGGGAAGAGGAGGAGGGUGUGGAGAGGGAGGAGCGGGUGGAGGGAGGGGGAGGGAGGCGGCGCCUCUCUUUCAACGCUUGGCGUGUGCCUGCCUCGGUCAGUUUCGAGUCGACUCAGAGGCUGCCUGCGUCGGCCGUGCCCCCUGCUGGUAGUGCUGAGACACAGCCGCUGACAACUGCGCUUACAGCUCAGCACCCCUCUGCAUCUUCUCCCACCGUUCACCACCUCUCUGCAUCUCCGCACUUACAUGUGCACUUCUUGCAGCACCGCUCCCUCUCAGACCAGUAUGCUCGCCCCACAAAUACCACCAGUCUUGCCAACCCCCACCAGCCCCGCUCAAGCCUAUCCGACGGUCUAGAACGGCUUAGAAUGAUCAACGUGAAUCUCAGCCAUCCCUCCUCCUCCCUGGCCCACCGCCCUUCAGCUGCUGCUGCUGCUUCAGCGUCGCUCACUUCUCCCUCUGCGCUUCCGCAUUUUACCACUCUAGUCAGCCCGGGCCAGGGAGGCAGCCUCGGGCGAGGCUCGGCACAGAUCCGGAAGCUGAGCAGCAGCUUCGGCGGUAGGGCGCGCUUUGCUGCGGGUGCUCCUGGUGCUUCUGCGGCAGGUGCGGGGAACCUGAAUGGAAUAGGGCUGGGCUGGCCGGGUCUAGCCAGCCGGCCUCAGUUUGCUUCUCUCUCCGGUGCGUCCCGGCUGGGUCUUAUCCGGUCCAUGUCAGCCGUACAGAGCUAUGCAGCGGCCUCCUCCCUCUCUGUUCUCUGCCAACCCACCAUGCUCUCUGGAAUAGGCUAUGACCACCAGCCUAUUGUGCUGGCCGGUAUGGGUGGUAUGGGGUAUGAUCAGUCCAGUGUGCUGUCUGGAUUCGGGCCUAGUAGCUUGAGCCACGAAACCAUCUUGGAAGCUCCGCACAUGUCGACGCAAAUGUCGCCGCGUGGUUCACCUGGGAUGUCACCUGGCAUGUCACCUGGGGUGUCACCUGGCGUUUCACCUGGCGUGCUGUCUGGAAUGCUGUUUGCGAUCGGGUCUGAGCCGAUACCAGAAGCGUAUAAGGUGUCACCUGGGCGUGGGAAUGUUCCUAGAAAGCUCCCUGGCGGAGGUAGUGGUAGGUACGACCUUCGGGGGAGCGGGAGGAGCAGCAGUGGCAGCCCAAGUCUUGCUGGUGGUAGCAGAAAGUACGACCUGCAGGGAGGAGGGGGGAGCAGGAGUGGGAGUCUCCCUGGUGGUGGUAGUAAGUAUGACUUGCGUGGAGGAGGGGGGAGUAGCAGUGGGAGGAGAAGGACCAUGGGACUGCAUGUGCGGAGGGGAAGCGCUGGUAGUGCCAGUGGAUUAGGAAUGCAUGAGAGCAGCAUGGGCAUGGGCAUGGGCAUGGGCAUGGGCAUGGGCAUGGGCAUGGGGAUGGGGCUGGGUGGUUCCACUGGUAAUCUGCAUGCUCCUUCGCCUUACUCUACUAGUGCCCACGCCAUGUCACCUGCCCAUGCCUCGUCACCUGCCCAUGCCACGUCACCUGCUCAUGCCACGUCACCUGCCCUAGCCAUAUCACCAACCCAAGCCCCGUCGCCUCACUCCCAGCCAGUGGCUUACCACAGGAGAGGGGCAGAGAACACAGAGUCAACAUUCUCACAGCCACCAGCAUUCCUCAAAGGCAGCACCGUACUCUACUCCACCAGCAACCAUCCCACCCACUCCAACCACUCCUCCUUCUCCUCCCAGCAAGCAGCAGCAAGCUCUCUCAGGCCGGGACUAGCAGCGGAAAGCUCAGCAGCAGCAGCAGCAGCUCCACCCGCUUUUGUGUCCUCGCCUCACUCGCACGCAGCAGGCUACCUGCGAGGCUUUCACAGAAUGGCCCGUACCAAUUCCAGCUCCAAAUCCGCUCUUCUAGACGCAUCCAAAGGCAUGUCUCACACCAGCUCUGUUUCUCUUGACGCUCCCAGCAAAGGCACGGCCCGCACCAGCUCCAACGCCCCUGAUGCACCCGAAAGCAUGGCUCGCACCACCUCUGCUUCUCUCGAUGCGUCCAACAAAGGGAUGCCCAAUGUUGGCCUGAUUGCCAGGAGCAUGCCUCGCACAAGCUCAGCCCCUCUAGACGCCCCUCGUGUGGUUCCCAUGCCCAGAAGGUCGCUCCAGCACCAUUCAGCCAGGUACUCUGUGGCUGGGGCGAAUGGAACGAGUGGAAUGGUUGCUCUUGACGCGCCUCAGAAACACCAUUCUGCCAGGUACGCUGCUAGUGAGGUGACUGGUGGGGCGUCUGCCCUUGACGAGCCUCAGAAAUACCCUUCUGCCAGGUACACUGCUAGUGAGGCAUCUGUGCUUGAGGCGCCUCACAAACACCACUCUGCUAGAUACUGUGGUAGUGGGGCGAGUGGGGUGGAUGGGACAAGUGGGGCGUCUGUUUUUCUUGAGGCGCCUCACAACCACCACUCUGCCAGGUACACCACUCUGCCACUCUGUUUUUCUGGCCUUGAGGCAGAACCAGUUGUACGAACGAGUAUGCAGCCAGGCAUGCAGUCAAGAGAAGUGAAGGAAGGAGGUGGAGAAGCAGAGGGCGCAUUAGCAGCUGGGGGAGUGGUGGAAGCAGAGGGGACAGGAGGAGCUGCUUGUGCUGCUCACAUUGCUGCUGGCACUGCCGCUGGCAUUGCUGCUAGCGUGGAAGCAGGCCGGUCAAGAGUGCCCGCUGCGUCAGAGACAACCCAGCAGGAUGGGCACGGCACGGGAGGGAAAAUUCCUAGGACAGGAUCAGCGUUGGAGUUUGGGCUUCUGAGGGGGCUCGUGGGCCCGUCCACCCCCACCACCCCUCCCACAGCAGCUCGGCCAAGCUUUGACGCUGACGCCCCUGCCUGGCGAGCGCGGCCCAGCUUUGAAGUGCCGCAGAGCAAGGCGAGGCGAGGCAUGACAGGGGCCCACACCCCUGGGAGAGACACCACUGGUAGACCCACAGCAGCAGGAGCAGCAGCAGGAGGAGCCGCAGCAGCAGCAGGGGGAGCAGCAGGAGGAGCAGGAGGAGGAGGAGCGGCAGGGGGAGGGGCGAUGCCGACAGGCCAGCCGCUGGCAGGGCUGCAUAUCCUGGUGGUGGAGGACACAGCAGUGCUGCAGAAGCUGGCAGCGUCCAUGCUUAGGAAAAUGGGAGCCCAUGUGGCUGUGGCUUCGGAUGGGCAGCAGGCUGUUGCUGCCGUGCUGAGCUCGUGGGGGGAUGACGAUGAGACUUCUGGUGCUGCUGCUGCUGCUGUUGCGGCUGGUGGUGGUUCUGGUGGUGCUGGUGGUGCGGGUGAUGCUGGUGGUGGCGGUGGUAGUGGUGCUGGUCCUUUUCGCUGGAAGCCUCGCCGGGGCAGCAGUGGCUCUGUCUCCUUCCUCCUCUCUGCCCUCCCCUCCGCCUCCCCCCUCUCUUCCAGCCCUCUGGCCUCAUCUCUCUCGUCAAGCCCUCCCGUGGGAACAGCAUUGAGAGGGGGAGGAGGGGGAGCAGCUGCAGCGGCAGCAGCUGAAGAAGCUGAAGCAGGAGGCGGGGGAGGAGGUGGUUUUGGGGAAGGGUGGGAGGCAGCAGGUGUGCAGCAGGGUCGGAGCUCUGAGGCCAUUGAGUCACAGCUCGCAGAGAGGGGAGAGGAGAGACCCAGGUCGUCCUUUUCCAACCCGUUUGACCCAGCAGGGACAGCUGUAGCAGCAUCGGCUGUUGCAGCGUCAGUUGUAGCAGCGUCAUCUGCAGCAGCGAAUUGUGGCAGUGAUGUGGUGGCUACAGCUGGGGUGGAUGGGUGCAAGGGCAGUGGGAUGGGUGGAGUAGGGGAUGCAGCAGCAGCAGCAGCAGCGGAUCCCUUCGACAUUGUGCUCAUGGACUGCCAGAUGCCAGUGAUGGAUGGGUAUACGGCCACGAGGACCAUUCGUGCCGCAGAGAGGGGCACGGGGCGCCACACUGUCAUCUGUGCACUCACUGCUCAUGCACUCGCCAGUGACGAGGCCAAGUGCAGGCAGGCAGGAAUGGAUGGGUACCUCACAAAGCCAAUCAACAUACGCUUGCUGGUGGACACUGUUCAGCGGCUGGUCAGCAACAACAGGAGGGCAGCAAGGCGAAGCUUGAGCAACCUUGGCGCGACUGCCACUGCCAGCGGCACUGCCGUGGCCAAUCAAGGCAGCUUCAGCAGCGCUUCCAGUAACAGCCCAUACACCAGCCCUUUAGGGAAUCUCCUUCGGAAGUCUUGGGAAAGGAGCGCACGAGCAGGAGGAAGAAACGAGGAAUUUAAACAGCUGACCGCUUCGGAAGAGAAGCUAGAGGGAGAGGAGGAGGAAGAAGUGAGGGACGAGAAGGACGAAGAAGGCAGGGAGGGCAAGGAGGGCGAGCGGGACGAGAAGCAGCCUGCUGCCGACCGAUACGCAGUCAGCCGGUCCAUGCCUCGGAAGCAGCAUGAUUGGAUCUUUUCUGUUGGAUCUCCUAACGUCUCCUCCCCCAGCAGCAGCAGCAGUGGCCUCAAUCGCCCACCUCCCGCACAGCUGACCCUUGCUGUGGCCGCUUCUGCUGCUGCUGCUUGCGCCGCUGCUCUCAUGCUGCUGCACUCUCGGUUCGCCCAGACAGCACUUGAGCGUGCAGGGAAGCGUGCCGUGGGGCGUGCAGAAGGGCGUGAUGAGGAGGAACGUGCAGAGGAGAAAGGCGAGCGUACAGGGAAGCGUGCAGGGAAGCGUGCAGACACACAAGAAGGCAGAUUACGGGGGAGUGAGGAGAUGUUUGAGGCGCCUCAAAAAUCACUUGAGCGUGCAGGGAAGCGUGCUGAGGGGCGUGCAGAAGGGCGUGAUGAGGAGCGUGCAGAGGAGAAAGGCGAGCGUACAGGGAAGCGUGCAGGGAAGCGUGCAGACACACAAGAAGGCAGAUUACGGGGGAGUGAGGAGAUGUUUGAGGCGCCUCAAAAAUCACUUGAGCGUGCAGGGAAGCGUGCCGAGGGGCGUGCAGAAGGGCGUGAUGAGGAGCGUGCAGAGGAGAAAGGCGAGCGUACAGGGAAGCGUGCAGAGGAGGCAGGCGAUCGUACAGGGAAGCGUGCAGAGGAGGCAGGCGAGCGUGCAGGGAAGCGUGCAGACACACAACAAGGCAGAUUACGGGGGAGAGAGGGGAUGGCGGGAGAUGCGGCAAGAGGUUUUGCAGGGGGGGUUGCUCGGGGUGGUGCAAGGGAUGUUGCUGCAGGGAAUGGGGGGAUAGCAGAGGGCACGGUAGAUUACAUUCGUUCCUUGACGUUCAAGGAACCUGACGGAGGGAGGGUGGAAGCGAGAUCAGGGAAGACGAAGGAAGGCCCGGAAACUCUUACAGCUGGUGUGGAGAGAGUAGGGGAGCCAGUUGGGGGGAGUGGUGGGGAGACCGCUGGGAGCGAGAAUGAACUGGAGGCUGUGGCUGGAGGGGCAGAGAGCAGGGAGCAGGUGGGGGGACGACAGGGGGAAGGGGAAAGGAGCGGAUGGGCGGAGGGACGAGGCGAGAGUGGGGUUUGGAGAGAAGAGGGUAAAGAUGCAGUGGAUGGGCGUGAGGAUAUGAGGCGGAGAGGUAGUGGUGAUGGGGAUGAGGAAGGGGAUGAGGGGAAGGGUGAGGGGAGAGAUAAGGGAGACCUGCCAGGGGACUUGGAAGAAGAUGAACUGCUCAAGUUACUGCAAGCUCAAGCCAUUAGCGAUUGGAGCAACCAGAUCGUGCUGCAGGGCUUUAACUGGGAGUCACACGGUCAACCCCAGGGCUGGUGGCGGCACCUAGCCUCCCUCGGGCCUGCCAUUGCUGCUGCUGGCUUCACGGCUGUCUGGCUACCCCCCGCCUCUUCGUCCCUUGCCCCACAAGGCUACCUGCCCAAGGACCUCUACCACCUAUCAUCAGCAUACGCCUCCGAGGCAGAUCUCCGCACCCUCUUUGCUGCUCUCAGGGCCGCCCAGCCCAGCACUGCGGUACCCUCAACCCCUCUCUCUGCCUCACCUCCCCUCUCUCCCCACUCCCAGGCUACCCGCCCAAGGACCUCUACCACCUGGCAUCAGCAUACGGCUCCGAGUCAUUCUUCAUUAUCCCUCUUGCCCUCCCCCACUCGCUCUCUUCCCUCCCCUUUCUCCCCCCAACAGGCUACCUGCCUAAGGACCUCUACCACCUAUCAUCAGCAUACGGCUCAGAGGCAGAUCUCCGUGCUCUCAUUGCUGCGUUCAGGGCCGCCCAGCCCCACUCUGGAGUACCCUCAACGUCUGCUGCUAAUG